Messenger RNA from Liolophura sinensis, 2716 nucleotides. RefSeq names its product glucosidase 2 subunit beta-like. The record is from RefSeq and is a predicted model, not a curated record. Gene Ontology annotation, molecular function: protein binding; calcium ion binding. NCBI's taxonomy places the organism in Eukaryota, Metazoa, Mollusca, Polyplacophora, Chitonida, Chitonidae. The coding region runs from base 30 to 1685 and encodes 551 amino acids. The transcript is spliced from 16 exons. Gene Ontology annotation, cellular component: glucosidase II complex. Gene Ontology annotation, biological process: N-glycan processing.
GCGUGGCAAGGAGCUCGGGAGAAUCUGACAUGGAAAUUUUGGAUAUUACGUCUUUGUUCCUUCUCUUGGUGCCAUGUCUGUGCCAAAUUUUACCAGCUUUAGCAAACAUUCCAAGACCGAGAGGGGUGGCUAUUUCAAAGGCUGGAGCAUAUGACCCAACCAAAGAUUUUACCUGCUUCGAUCAUUCGAAAGUUGUCCCAUUUGAGUAUGUCAAUGAUGACUACUGUGAUUGCCCUGACGGGAGUGAUGAACCAGGUACCUCUGCCUGUCCUAAUGGAUGGUUCCACUGUACUAAUGCCGGACACAUUCCCCUGAACAUUGUCUCCUCCAGAGUCAACGAUGGCAUCUGUGAUUGCUGUGAUGGUUCAGAUGAGUAUGAGGGCAUCAUUACCUGUUCCAAUACCUGCAAAGAAUUGGGCAAACAGGCAAGGGAAGAGGCAGAGAAAAUGAAAAUAUUAGUGGACCAAGCUAUGAAAGUGAAAGUGGAUUAUAUAGAGCAAGGCAAGAAAGCCAAGGAGGAGAAAAAGGCAAGACUGGUCCAACUUGAAGGUGAUCGAGACAAAAUGGAUGCAAAGAGAAAUGACUUAGAAGCCAGGAAGAAUGAGGCAGAAGCUCCAGAGAAAGAGGCCAAGGACAGACACCAAGCUGCCUGGGAAGCUGAGAAGGCAAAACGACAGUCUGAAAAGGAGCAGAGCAAAGCCGAGGCUGCGUUUAAUGAAAUGGAUUUGAAUAAGGACAAUGUCGUCGAUUUACUAGAGGUGGUGGCUCACACAGAAUUUGAUAUUGAUGGAAAUGGAGUAGUGUCUGAUGAUGAAGCUAAGGAAUAUAUGGAGGAGCAAGAUCAAGUCGAUUUGACAACUUUUGUUGAGAAAAUGUGGCCCAGUAUAAAGGAUAUUUAUAGACCAUUAUCAGAAGCAAAACCCCCAGGUACAGAAUCUCCAGAAGACCAGGAAGUGGCGCCACCUGCAGGAGAUAUCCCUCCUCCUGAAGACAUUAAAGAGGAGGUACCUCCUCCACCAACCUUUGAUGAUGAGGAUGAUGAUGAGGAAGAUGAUGAAGACGAUGAAUAUGAUGAUGAACAUUAUUCUGAUGAACAUGAUGAGUUUAGAGAGGAAGCACGAGGGGAUGAUGGGAAGAAGGAAGAGGCUGAGGAGGAGAAAAUGCCUGAUUAUAACGAAGAAACCAAAUUACUGAUCCAAGUUGCUGAUGAAGCAAGGAAUAAUUUUAAUGAGGCCGAUGAAGAACUGAAAAAGUUAGACAAAGAAAUUAGUGAUAUAAAAGGAUUCUUAGAGUUAGACCUGGGUCCAAAUGCAGAAUUUUACUUUUUGAGAGAAAAAUGUUACGAAAUGACGGACAGAGAAUAUGUAUAUAAAUUGUGUCCCUUUGACAAGGCGACACAACGUCAGAAGAGCGGUGGGGCUGAAACUACUUUAGGAAACUGGGGGCACUGGUCCGGCCCAGCUGAUAAUGUGUACUCCAGUAUGAAGUAUGAUAGAGGUCAGCAUUGCUGGAAUGGGCCAGACAGAUCUGUGGAGGUAAUAUUGCGCUGUGGCCUGGAGAAUAUGCUCACAGGUGCUUCUGAGCCAAAUCGCUGUGAAUACCAGUUCAUUUUCACAACGCCCGCUGUGUGUUCUCAAAGCACAAUGUCGGAUGACGCUACACAUGCGCCACAUGUCGAACUUUAAACCUGUCUAUCUGUCUGUCUUUGUGUUUUCAUUCUCACCUCAUUAAGUUUUUUUUGAUAGUGCUUAAUCAGUUGUAGCUGACAAAGUAUUUAUUUCAAACUAUUGGCAUUUUCACGGCAUAUUUUUAACAUUGUUAUACAUUAAAAGGUUGAAGCAUUAAGUACUAUGGGAUGUUGUCUACGACUUCUGAAGUAUUCAUUUAGAAUGCUUAUUCUGCCUACUCUUUGGCGUUUUUAUUCUGGCUCAAAAAGAGUAGCUCAAAAAUAGUAGCUCAAAAAGAGUAGCAGCAAGUAUUCAUUACUGAGUCGGGACUGCAUUUUGAAGUGGAAGAUGCAUUUCAUAUAGAUGGAUGCUCUCAGGUUAAAUGUCCCAUUUCUAGUUUUCCAUCAACAUUUGGGAGAGGCAAAAUAACAGUAGGGAGUGAUUGUCAUUUAAGUGCAUGUCUAAGACUAAUUUUAUUGGAAAAAAUACUUCAGUUUAAGCUGAACUAAAGUUGAUACUUUCAGCAGAUGGCAUUGUAAAGCCAAGCAAAGGUGUUUAAAGAUAUUCAAUUUUUACCUGAUAUAUUAAAGUUAAUGACUACAGCAUUAAAGUCAGUCUGCGUGUCUUGUGCAUCUCACAUUAUGGUAUUAGAUAGGUUCUUAUAUAACUUGACAUUGUUGAGUAUCAAUAUCCUGAAAAAUUAUAGGGUCAAGUUGGAUUUAUGCCUAAUACCACCAAAAUGAACAAAGCAGACUUUUGUUAUUUUGCUCUUGAGUGCAAAACAGUAUUGUAGAGCAUGUUUUUUGUGCUGAAUGCAUUCCAGGAUGAGUAUUUAUUGAGCAAAGGAAACAGUUUUUACCAGUUGUCAUAGUGGUAGUAAAACACAUAAAAGUGCUUGUAGCGAGAUGCCAGAAUAUUUAACAUGCUGUUUCUGUUUCAAAUUGUAAACUCGGAUAAAAACUGAUUAAAUAAUAAAUGUUCUUCUUGGUCAAUAUUGUAUUGGUGUUAUGUGUGUUUUAUAUAUACAUCACCUUCGCUCUAAAAACUAG